ACACCACCUGCCCGUCGUUCAAGAACUCCUUCCAGUGGCAAGCGCGAGGGCGAGACGCCGUCAUCGCUCGCAUCCUGGCGGAGCACACCGGCCACCUGCUUUUGGGCUGCCACAUCAUUCCAGGCAACCCUCGCAGAAUCAGCCCGGCCGUUUUUCUCCUCAACGCCACCGCCCACGUCUACAUGGAAGCGCUGUACUGGGACCCUGAUCUCGUCUACAAGGUGGAGUAUCUGUACCCGCACCUCCAGGACGACUUGGGGCUGGCGAUGCGGUCUCCGGAGUCGCUCACCCCGACCAUCUACAAGGCGUUCUCCUCCAGCGUGUGGGCGCUCACGGGCAUAUCCCUGCUGCUCUUCGCCACGAUGCUCAAGUUCGUCCUGCAAGCGACUUGCAGCCAAGCCGUUCUAGAGACUGCCCAGAUCUUUCUCAGUGGCUCUUUCUCCAGUCGUCGGCCCAGGCACAUGAUGGUGUGGGGCACGCUGUUGAGCAUCGUCAUGCUCAACAGUUUUAGUGGGGUUUUCACUGGCUUUCUGACUGUUCCUGAGAUGGGGCCCCAGAUGGACACUCUGCAAGAAGUCCUUGACAGUGUGCAAAAGGUGUACCCUACAAUAGAUGCGUUUGACGAGAAAGUACUCUUACAGUCUGGAGACGAAGUUUUUUUGCAGCUGUUUGACAAG
Molecule: messenger RNA, 677 nt
Organism: Gryllus bimaculatus (two-spotted cricket)
Lineage: Eukaryota; Metazoa; Arthropoda; Insecta; Orthoptera; Gryllidae
Source: the annotation of a GenBank genome assembly